This is a messenger RNA of Acanthochromis polyacanthus (spiny chromis), 4512 nucleotides long. RefSeq names its product family with sequence similarity 163 member Ab (gene fam163ab). The record is from RefSeq and is a predicted model, not a curated record. The coding region runs from base 2088 to 2579 and encodes 163 amino acids. Lineage: Eukaryota; Metazoa; Chordata; Actinopteri; Pomacentridae. The transcript is spliced from 2 exons.
CACAAUUACAAGUGUAGUCUGUGAGGUGAUUGCCACAAGGCAAACUCAUUUUAAUUUAGUUUUAUUGGGUUUGUUUUUCUGCGUUUGCGAAAUGAAAUGCUGUGAUUCAGUUGCAAUAACUGAGGUAUUUAGAAUUUUUCUCAGUCGCUUUAAUGCAUUUCUCAGAUCAGAGUUGAAAUUCUCAAAACUGCUUGUUCAAUCUUCACAUCAUUGUGUCACUUGUGCACAUCAAGAAAGCAGUUUUCUCAUUUCUUUGAACAAGUUGCAAAUGCUUUGGUGCAUCCAUGCAAAUGAUUCUGUACAAUUCUCUGCUGAUUCAUACAUUAUCGGCUGCUUAUGUCAUGUUGAUCAAAAUGUAUUCUAGUGGGUCCCUGUUGAAUAGUCUCACCCUCCACAACAUUUAGGCAUUAGUUCAUGGCAUAAGUCUUUACAUGCAAAAUGGUUGAAUAAGUUGUCAUAAUAUGACAAGGAUGUUUCUAUACAUUUCCAUUAGACUUUUAAAAAAAAUCUGUCCUGAAUUGGUAAAUUGCUCCCAGGUGAAUCUUGAAUUUUUCUAAGAAUGGAAAUGUGUAAAGGGUGAGGGUUUUCUGAAAUGGCUCAAAGACACAAGGAAGAUAUUCAUCAUGUGGAUGAGAAUUUGUGUCCCAACAGACAGGAAUGUCAGGAGGUGUAGGAAGACUGCACAGUAAUUCCUACAGCACUGCAUGUACAGUUUUCCCUGAGGAGAUUGUGUUAUGUUCAAAUUUCUACUUUUUUUUGUUUUUUUUGUUUUACUUUUCUUCUUUGUUCUAUGCAGCGCUGUUUUCUUUCUGUUUUGCAAUACCUGUCAACAAAUUUCAACAGCAAAAGUCUAAAUAUGAAUCUUGUCCAGUCUCUUGCAAUCAAUCUCCCACAUACACUAAGGUGGAACUUACAAUUUGCAAUAAUUAAAAUCAAAACUUCAGCCAUAGUUUACAUCAGAACAUCCCUCCAGAGUACACUGGUUAGAAUGACAACAUGAAGAAGCAAUCUGACACAGGGACUUGUCAUUCUGAUGCCACUGACAUGUUCAUUGACACAGAUAUUUACUUUUGAGAGAUCAACUAAGGAUUUUGAGCACGUGACUGGCUUUUGCAGGUAAUCCAUGGUGUUUUUGCUAUUUGUACAAAUUGUUUUGAGAAAUGCACUUUCUGUUUUGCAAUUGUCGAGAAUGAUUCGAGAAAUGUCCCAAAGCGACUGAGAAAAACUGUAAUACUACAUCAAAAUAAAGCAACGUUUUUUUUUAAUUUUUCUAUUCAGACAUUUGGUGAUAAAGGCACCCAAGAAUCAAAACAGAGAUGUAAUAAUAACAGAAAAAUACAGACUAGCAACAAAUUAGAUGAAAAACCUGAACCUUUAACACCUCUAGUGGGUGGUCAUUUUGCUGCCAUAGUUUCAGUCCACUUCUCCCUUUUGACCAAAGUGAUCCCCUUUAUCCUAUGGUGUAACAUUUCUAUAUAGAUGGGGGUGGUCUCUUGCCCCCAUCCAUAAAGCACAAGUGGUGACUGAAUGACUCCUUGGAAAUUAUGUAAAUCUUGUUUUGUGGCUUUCACAAUGACCAGAUCGCAACCCAAUACAACCCUUAUGUGAGAUUUUGGACCAACAUGUAAAACUACACUCUCUACCACCACCAACAUCAAACUUAGAGAAUCUUUGAGAAUCAAUACCAAGGCUCAUUGGAUGGUUCUUGUAGCAAAUAGUAGCCCAAAGCAUUACUAACACACUUUAUGUUGGUUUCUCCUUUAAUUUGUUAGCCAUCUAGAAGUAGAAGCGAUGCCACUUUGUUGCAGAUUUCAGCUACACAAACAGUCAAUAUUCAUGCCUGAAUUUAGGUCAUUUACAUUAUGUAGGUUUUCUAACUAAAAUAGAUUCCCAUAAUUACAGAAUGACCUUUGGAGUCUGCUCCGUUCCCCUACCUACAAUGAACUAAUUACUUUGCAUGUGUGCUCACUGUGAUGUUGACCUUUGUGUUCUUUGAUUAAACUUCACAUCUGUUGAGCAGUACAAAGGCUCUCACUGAUGAUAUCACUCUCUGUGCCUGUGUCAGAGUUUGAUGGAGAGCUGGUCGGAUGACAGCUGGAACUGUUGUCAUAACUGGAGGAAUACUGGCCACAGUGAUACUUCUGUGUAUCAUAGCCGUGCUCUGUUACUGUAGACUCCAGUACUACUGCUGUAAGAAGAAUGGGUCUGACAGCGGCUCCAUCUCUCAGCAACAUUUCGCCUGCAAUGCCUGCAGUGUCUCUGGCCUGGACGGAUCGAUCAUCACCCCACUGUCCAUGUCGCCGCCAGAGCCACCCAAAUCCUCCAAUCCCGCCAAAACCCCCGGGGGGCGUCGCAGCUACUGCCCCAGCUGCUCGCCCUACGACUCCCCCUUCUACAUCCGCACCACCGAUGAGAUGCGCAACGGUGGUGAGCGCAUCACCUACAUGCCCACACACUAUGACAACCAGGCGUUGGCGAUGCCGCUGCCCGCUGUCCGAGGCUCCCUGCUGAGGGACACCCAGCGAGGGAGGCCUCCUGAUUUCUACACCAACACCCGAGCCAUCAGCACCGAGGUGUGAGCACCCCAUCACCCUUCCACACACAGACACACACCAGCACCACCAUUAACACGACAAUAAUUUGGACUCCUAUUGCAGCUGCCAGUGAGGAUCUGCUGGAUGAAGGCUCACUGUUUUUGGAGGUUACAUUAUCACGUUUAUUUAGGGGUUUUGAAUGAUUUAACUGAGAACUGUCUUAGCCAGUUGUGGUGAGUGGCAAGAAGGGGCCCCUUUCAAACCCGGCUCCCCACUUUAUGCCCCUAAAUUUAAGUUUCCAUGUUCACAAGUAUACUGAUAAUUUUGUGAUUGAUAGUAGACGUUAAACUGUCUGUAGGAAAACCUCCCUUUAUCCUCCCGCACGAAGGGUUUGGUUAUACACUGUUGACUGUUACUGUGUCUUUACUGACUGAGGGCUAUUUUAGAUCAUCAUUUUUCCAUGCUACAUAUCUUCCCAGUGACUGCCAAAAAUGAUGACGUGUGUAGCAAGUAUGAAGCAAUUUUGACAUGCUAAGCAGAAUGAAAUGUGUCUGAAAACAGUGGAAAAGGAAAAGUCAACAUCUCCUGUGUAGUUUUGUGGCUCUCUGCAUAAAAUGAGGAGGCGGGCGGACGAUUGAAGAUUUCUCUAUGCAAGCUGUCUAGCAAACUACCGCAGCUCUUCAUCUCCAGCCAUCUUCUUUCAGCAGUCUUCAUCUCCUCAACUCUCCCGGGGGAAUUCUGUGAGCACUGUAGUGACAUAUUGUGAUGCUGCACAUGUAGAUAGACUUACAAGCAUUUAAAACUGGAUCGUGGAUACACAGCAGUUGAAAACCCCGUGAGCUCACAGGUCCAGCUCUGAACCUCUUGUUUCUCCCCUGAUGUGGAAACCUGUGAACAAGCAAGGAUGCCUGAGCCUUUGAAUGCAACACAGUGGUAAGCUUCGAAUGAACUGACUGAAUUUCUCUUUACUGACAGAGAUGCAAAAAGUUUCAAAUGUAAAUAUUAACCGGAAAGCAAUGAACGCAUUUCUUGAUCCCAUCGUGUUCUUGGCAGAGAGAGAGAGAGAGAUGCACGCUGGGAUUUGAACUUGAUACAUUUUGAAUGAGGGAGUGCCAUUUACUGGUUUGUGCUAUUUUGUCUAUACACUCCUUCUAUAUUCCUCUAGUACUCUCAUAUUGAACCUUUGAAAUGCAAAUAACCAUGAAAUUUCUUCUCAUUCUUUUUUUUUCAUAUGAUGAGGAAGUCGGUGUGCACAUUUAUGUGGUUGAAAACUGUCUCACAGUGCUCAUUUGCUCAUUUUCUUCCCAGCAUUGCUUGCCAUACACUAUAAUAUUUCCUGUGAUAACUGUCUUUAUAUUUCUGUGUACAGCAGGGUUCAGGUAAGCCGAAUAAACAGUGCAAGACGCCUUUAGGACUUGCAGGGUGUGAUAAUGUUUGGAGAGUUUUGUGAGAUUUUUGGAUAGUGCUGUCUUUCAAGCAUUUUUCAGCAAUGCAUAAUUAGAACAUUUUUUUUAGCCACUGCUUCAUUUAUUUCUUGAUUGAUUGAUUUUUUCAUCAAUGAAUCUCAUCAUUAAAUAGAUUCCAACUGCAGUGCCAUUACGCUGUGCAUCUUGAAACCUCUCAAAACCGCUUUAUGUUGGAAUUAUUUUUCUCUGGAUAAACUAACAUGAGCAAAGAAAUGUACAGAAGAUUGGCAAAAUUAAAGUUUUUCACUGAAGGUCAAUGUCUGAUCUGCAUUCAGUGAGAUAAAAACCUGUGUUUCUCCAUGUCACUGUCCACCACCACAGGCUUACUGUCAUCAUUCAUUUAUUUAGCCAUUGUAUUUUAUUACUUAUUUAACCAAUUAACUUUGAAAACAUAAAAAAAAAGAUUUUUAGAAAUGUGCUUAAAACAGAAACUGUACAUGAUAAAUACAGAAACAGUAAUAUUUAUUUGAUGGUGUUAACUUUUGACAAUUAAAGAUUUGUAACUGCUUGAA